AUGUCAAGCCAAUCUUCACAGAGAACUAAUAAAUCGUUACCUACUUCCUUAAUGGAUGUUAAACCGAUGUCAACUGUAGAAAGCAGUGUUACAAAGCUUCUGAUUUCAACAAAAUCAUUAUUAGAAAAGCUAAAACAAUGGUCUAAAAGGCUAGCAACUGAAGAACAAGUGUCUGAUUCCUUUGUGCAACUCGGGAAUGAUUUUAAGUUGGUUUCGAAACAUUUUUUGCACGCCGGUUUAGAUGUGGUGGAUUUGGGUGAUGUUCCAAUGGAACUUCGCCUUAUUCUGGAGAGAGCUUUAAGCGAACCUGCAACAGAGGAGACAAUAAAUAAGUAUUUGCCACAGAUACGUGAGAUAAUAGUGAAUUUAUUGGACAAGUUGAAGGGAAAACAGCAGCAACUUAAACAGCGGAAAAAUGAGCAAAGGACGUCGGCUGGGUCUACGAGAUCUAUACCCCCAAGUUCACGGUUUGGUGAAGGACGUGGGUCAGUUCCUAAUUCCAAUGGCUCCUCUGGUGUUGUUAACGAAGUACCGCGGACAGUUACGGAUAGUAGGAGCCACUCAGUGCCAAAUGCGUCAACGAUCGAUGAUCCAGUUGCGAACGAUGUCAAAUACUCAACUGUAGAUAGACAGAGUUCUAAACAGAGCAACAAUGUCCAGAAUGAUGAAGACCCAUUGUCUCAGUUAAAAAAUGGGAAUACGCUGCAGAGGCGUGCAUCAAAACGGUUUUCUGCUUAUCAUAUGGCGAAACUCACACAUAUAUCGAAUGCGGACACACCGACGCCAGUAUUACCUACUUCUGCAGAAUUUAGCAUGAAGUCGCAGCCUAACACUCGUGGUACUACAAAUAAGCAUAUUGAGCUUGCUACUCAUAAUUCGGACGACGAAGGAGAAGUAACAGAGUCCACCAACAGACCGUCGAGAUACAUUGGUGACGGCUCAACAGUUACUGUCUUCUUGAAGCUAAAUAAUAGGGUGAAGAAAUGUACUGCGACUUUGCCGCUAACAUUCAACCAAAUAAGACUUUUAUUUGUUGAGAAGUUUACUUACUCUCCAGGAGGCGAUUCGUUUCCUGAUAUUUACAUUAAGGAGCCGGGACAUGAUGUUGCAUACGAAUUAGAAGAGUCCCAAUUGCAUUUCAUAAAGGAUGAUACGGUGUUACAGCUACAGUUAGACUCGCUCUCACCUACGCAAGCUGACUGGAGUAAGAAGUUGGAAGAGUUUAAGGCGGAGGUAUUGGAUUCGCAACGAGCAAUGUUUAAUGAAUUGAAGAACUUAGUAAUGGCUAAUGAUAGGGCCAGUUCAGGGAGCCCUUUGUCACUUACGAGUGGUGUUCCCCAGCAAAACGUUGCUGAGCAAGUUCGCUCUAUUAAACAUGAUCUCUCUAUAUUGAGUCAAGCCCAUAAUAACAGUAACCAAACAUUAAAAAAUACUAUCACAACGAUGUUGGAGAAGGUGAAGAAAUUCCAAUCCCUAAAUCUCAAUGCCUCUAGUCCUGCAAAUAGGGUUUACAUGGAACAAUCACAUACGAAGUUGUCUGAACUUUCAGACACAUUAUUGGCAAAGGUCGAUGAUUUACAAGAUAUUAUUGAAGCGUUAAGAAAGGAUGUCGCGAUUAGAGGUGCAAAACCAAGCAGGAAAAAAUUGGAGUCUGUGCAGCAAGAACUGAAGAAUGCGAACGCAGAUUUAGAGAGGAUGGAAGAGUAUCUCGAAAUUGAGAAGCCUAAUUGGAAAAAGAUAUGGGAAUUUGAAUUGGAUAAGGUCUGCGAAGAACAGCAGUUUUUGACACUGCAGGAAGACUUGGUUUUCGACCUGAAAGAAGACUUGAAUAAAGCAAACGAAACAUUUGAGUUAGUAGAACUGUGUUGUCAAGAACAGGAGAAGAAUCCAAAAAGGACAAGAGCCGGACCAAUUUUACCAUUGGCAAGGCCAAGCGCGUAUAGCGAAUUGAGGAAUCGUGUGUUGAUGGAGGUUGAGAAGCUAAAUCCAGAUCAUGUGAGUAGGCUACAGGCCAUUGAAAGAGCCGAGAAGCUAAGAGAGAAGGAGUUACAAUACAGAGACGGUUCUGCUUUCGAAUCAGAGUUGGAAGAUUUUAUAGAAAAAGGUAACUUCAAGAGGGCAGGGGGUAUUGAGGAAAUUGAAAGACAUCGGAAAGAACGCGAUGAACAGAAUUUACGAGAAACUUUUGGGUCAGGCAUGCUUUAA
Eremothecium sinecaudum is the source of this 2205-nucleotide messenger RNA. RefSeq names its product formin-mediated actin nucleation enhancer (gene BUD6). Gene Ontology annotation, molecular function: cytoskeletal regulatory protein binding. Lineage: Eukaryota; Fungi; Ascomycota; Saccharomycetes; Saccharomycetales; Saccharomycetaceae. The transcript has a single exon. The coding region runs from base 1 to 2205 and encodes 734 amino acids. The record is from RefSeq and is a predicted model, not a curated record. Gene Ontology annotation, cellular component: cytoplasm; cell tip. Gene Ontology annotation, biological process: establishment of cell polarity.